This is a messenger RNA of Gopherus flavomarginatus (Mexican gopher tortoise), 7114 nucleotides long. RefSeq names its product C3 and PZP like alpha-2-macroglobulin domain containing 8 (gene CPAMD8). The coding region runs from base 45 to 6590 and encodes 2181 amino acids. NCBI's taxonomy places the organism in Eukaryota, Metazoa, Chordata, Testudines, Testudinidae. Gene Ontology annotation, molecular function: endopeptidase inhibitor activity; protein binding. The transcript is spliced from 53 exons. Gene Ontology annotation, cellular component: extracellular region. The record is from RefSeq and is a predicted model, not a curated record.
GAGCGUCCCUCUCGCUCAGCGCUUGCGCGGCAAGUUUGACUGGGAUGGCGGCGGUGGGGAGCCCGGCGGGGGUGACGCCGGGAGCGGAGGGAGCUGCUGAACCGGACGGGAGCGCGGGGGCUACGGGCUCGAGGCCGAAAGGUGGAAGAGUUGUGAAGGCUCGCUACCUUCAAUAUGAUAGAAAACCUGUGGGGAAGCAGAGUACCUCAGCAAAUUCCUCUGUAGUUUCUGGUGUAAAAAGAUCUGAAAAAGGGGAAACCCCAACUGGAAGAGCAGGUCUUUUUCAGAAAUGCAAAGCCACCACAGGCACUGCCACUAGCACACUAAAUCGUACUGUCUUGGGAAAAGAUGACUUGCAAUCCACUUUAUUAGAGGGUCAUAAAAUUGCUCGACCUGACCUGGAUCUCUCAGCUAUUAAUGACAAAAGUCUCUUAAAAAAGAUUCCUGGCUCAAAGUCUCUCUUCAGAGCAGAGUCAAGAACACGAAAAAAAGAGCAGAAUUCAAAAUCUUCUGAUCCUGAUGAUGUGAUUGGGAUGUUGGAAUCUCAGGCGUUGCUAUUAAACUAUGCAUCAAUGAAGAUAGAAAAAAAUAUUGCCCAGCUGGAGGAGAAAGGUGAAAGAAACUUAUCAAUAUUAUGUGAAGAAAAGGAAAAACAGCAAAAAAAGCUGUAUGAGCUGAAACGCCAACUAUUGCUCAAGAAGAGAGAACAGAAGCUUGAAGAAGUGCUGGAUAAACAGAUUGAAGUCCUUACUCCUCUUCUUACUGUCUGUGAACAGUUUAAGGAAGAGUAUAAAACCUUUGCAACUGCCCUGGAUACCACUAGACAUGAGCUUCCCGUGAAGAACAUUCACAUAGAAGGAAAUAGACACACACAUUUGGAGGACUUAAAAAAGCAUUUAGCUGUCGCACAAAGUCUUUUGGUGGAAGCUGCACCUGGCUACUUGGAAGAAAAUUCAAAGGCAUUCCCGGUACUGAAAGAACUUAAGGAAGUUGCUCUCAAAAUGGAUGCAGAACUUGAAAGGAGCUUCAAGCAAGUACAGGACCUGUCUUUUGAAGUCAGUAAGGAAGUUUCUUUGCAUAACCAAAAAGUCUGUGAAGACACCCAUGGAAUAGAGACCCUGCAACACUGGGGCUAUUUGAUAGCAGCACCUUCUGUUUUCCGAUCAGGCAUAGAGGAAGCUGUUAGUGUGACCAUCUUUAACUCAAUCAAGGAAACAACAGUCCAGAUUCAGCUAGUGGUCAAAGGAGAAACAGUGGCACGAGGCCAUGGAGCAGUUCUGGAUAAAGGGACAAUCAAGCUUAAGGUGCCUUCAGGGCUUCGUGGACAAGCACAUUUAAAAGUUUGGGGAAACCGGCACUUAACGGAGGAAGGUUACAUCUUUCAUAACUAUACCACAGUAACCAUAGAUAGCAAAGGGACAUCGGUGUUCAUCCAGACUGACAAGCCUGUCUAUAAACCCAAGCAGAAAGUGCUGAUAAACCUGUUUACGGUCACUUCUGACCUGCGACCGAUCAAUGAGAAGAUUGAAGCCUAUAUAGUCGAUCCUCGGGGGUCUCGGAUGAUAGAAUGGAGCAAUCUGAAGCCAUUUUGUUGUGGUAUUGUAAAUAUGAGUUUCCCUUUGUCUGAUCAGCCAGUAUUUGGCGAGUGGUUUAUUUUUGCUGAAAUGCAAGGGCAUGCAUACAACAAAUCCUUUGAAGUUCAGAAAUAUGUGUUACCAAAAUUUGAGCUAUUGAUUGACCCACCUCUCUAUAUCCGAGAUCUUGCGACUUGUGAAAAGGGAACUGUCCAUGCCAGAUACACGUUUGGGAAACCAGUGACAGGAAAGUUAACUGUCAACAUGACUAUAAAUGGAGUGGGGUACUACCGGCAUGAAGUGGGACACCCUGUCCUCAAAACCAUAGAGAUUGAUGGCUCUGCUGUUUUCGAUGUGUGUGUGAGAGACAUGAUGCCAGCUGAUGUCCCAGAGCAUUUCCGAGGCACGGUCAAUAUUUGGGCUACUGUGACCAGUUCUGAUGGGAGCAAGCAGGUCACAUUUGAUGACUCAACGCCUGUUCAGAAACAGCUGAUUGACAUCAAGUAUACUAAGGAUACUAGGAAGCAGUUCAAACCUGGCCUACCCUACAAAGGGAAGGUAGAAGUCACUUACCCUGAUGGGAGCCCUGCUGACGGGGUCACAAUUCGAAUCAAAGCUGAGUUAACUCCAAAGGAUAACGUUUACACAAGUGAACUGGUAUCCAGAAGUGGCUUAGUGGAGUUUGAAAUCCCCUCUAUUCCUACAGCUGCCCAGUAUGUCUGGCUGGAGACCAAAGUGACAGCAAUUGAUGGGAAACCUGCAGGGGACCAAUAUCUGCCAAACUACUUGUCUAUCAGCAGCUGGUACUCACCUAGCAAGUGCCAUAUCCAGCUCCAGGCACCAGACAAGCCUUUCCAGGUGGGAGAGGAGGCCCAUAUCGCAGUGAAGUCCACCUGUCCAUGUAAUUUCACUCUACAUUACGAAGUUGCAUCGCGAGGUAAUAUUGUCCUUUCAGGGCUGCAGCCUGGUAACAUCACACAGCAAAGGAGCAAAAGAGCCACAUUCCCCUUUGAUAAGAACAUCCAUGUCACUCAUUUCCCAGGAACAGCACCUACCAACCCCCCUGCAACGGAGGUUGAAGUCUGCAUGACCUUCCUCCAUUUCAUGGUGGCUCACAGCAUGGCUCCUCUGGGCCGUCUCUUGGUGUAUUACGUCAGGGAGAAUGGAGAAGGGGUCACAGACAGUCUGCAAUUCACUGUCAAGUCCUCCUUUGAAAACCAGGUUUCAGUGGCACUUUCAGCAAAUGAGACAAGGCCUGGUGAUGUUGUGAACCUCAAAGUUAAAGCCGCGAAGGGAAGCUGUGUCUGCAUUGCUACGGUGGAUAAGAGCGUCUACCUUCUCAAGACAGGUUUUCAGCUGACGUCUUCCCAGGUUUUCCAGGAACUGGCAGAGUAUGAUGUUUCUGAUGCCUUUGGGGCUCCCAAGGAAGAAGGGCAUUUCUGGUGGCCAGGCAUGUCCUCACGCAGACGCCGCCGCUCCUCUGUCUUUCCCUGGCACUGGGAUAUCACCAAAGAUGCCCGCUUUGCAUUUACAGAAACUGGUUUGGUUGUGAUGACUGAUUUAGUGAGUCUAAACCACAGACAGAAUGGAGGCAUGUAUACAGAUGAGGCCGUGCCAGCCUUUCAGCCUCACACUGGGACACUGGUAGCUACCAUGCAUUCUAAGAUUGUACCCAGAACAGAGAAGAAAAAAAGAACAUUCUUCCCUGAAACAUGGAUUUGGCACUGCCUCAAUGUCAGUGAUGUAUCAGGAGAAGCACAGCUGCAUGUGGAAGUGCCUGACUCAAUCACUACAUGGAUAACAGAGGCCGUGGGUCUGUCUGAGAAGAAAGGGCUGGGACUUGCCAAACAAACAGAACUGAAGACAUUUAAACCUUUCUUCAUCGAUUUCACCCUGCCCUAUCAUGUCAUCCGUGGGGAGCAGACCAAAAUCCCGCUGACUGUCUACAAUUAUUUGGCUGUCUGCAUAGAGGUUCAUGUGAAGAUUUCAGUUCCAAAAGGUAUAAAGUUCGUUGGACAUCCUGGGAAACACCAUCUGACAAGAAAGAAGUGUGUGGCCCCUGGAAAAGCCAAACCCACCUCCAUAGUCUUAUCCUUCAGUGAGCUUGGACUAAGCAACAUCACAGCAAAAGCAUUUGCUUAUGGUGGAACAAACUGCUGCCAGGAUGGGAUGCAGAUCCUAAAGAAUGGCAAGCAGUCAGAGGACAUUUACUUGGACAAAAGGACCCCAGUUGGGAUCGACUAUGUCCGUAGUAGUGUUGUUAUUGAGCCAGAGGGAUUAUCCAGAGAAUAUACCUACAGUGUGUUCUUCUGCCCCAAUGAGAAAAUUCACAUUUCUACACCUAACAAAUAUGAGUACCAGUAUAUGCAGAAGCCUGCCCGGAUGACUCAUUUUGACAUUGCAGUGAAAGCGCACAAUGAUGCUCAUUUUGCCUUGUCCUCUGGCCCACAUGACAUGGCAGAGAUGACUGAGAUUGUCAUUGGUGGGCAUCAAAAUGCUAAAACGUGGAUUUCUACUAGUAAAAUGGGUGAGCCAGUUGUCAGCACAGACACAGCUGGCAUCCUCUCUUGGGAUGAAUUCAGGAGCUUCUGGAUCAGCUGGAAAAAUGGAAUUAUUCAGGUUGGCCAUGGUACUCAGAUGCUAAAUGAAUCCAUUAUUGUGGAGUGGGCCAUCCCCAAACAGCCCGAGGUGAAGUACAUUGGCUUCUCCACGGGCUGGGGCUCAAUGGGAGAGUUUAAAAUCUGGAGAAAAGAAGAGACUGAUGAAAAUCACAGUGAAGCAUUUACUCUUGGAGUUCCCCACAAUGUGAUCCCUGGAUCAGAAAGAGCUACUGCCUCAAUAAUAGGCGAUGUAAUGGGCCCUACGCUUAACAACUUGGACAAUCUUCUACGAUUACCAUUUGGAUGUGGAGAGCAGAACAUGAUCCAUUUUGCUCCCAAUAUCUUUGUCCUAAAAUAUCUCCAGAAAACCAAACAACUCAGCCCUGAGGUGGAGAGCGAAGCCACAGAUUACCUGGUGCAAGGUUACCAACGCCAGUUGACCUACAAAAGACAAGAUGGUUCAUACAGUGCUUUUGGCGAGAGGGACUCCUCAGGGAGUAUGUGGCUAACAGCCUUUGUUCUCAAGUCCUUUGCGCAGUCUCGUGGGUUUAUUUUCAUCGAUCCCAAGGAAUUAACAGCUGCAAAGGACUGGAUCAUCCAGCACCAGAAGGAAGAUGGCUCAUUCCCUGCUAUGGGUAGAAUAUUAAAUAAGGACAUCCAGGGUGGAAUCCAUGGCAAGAUCUCACUGACAGCAUAUGUGGUUGCAGCUCUGUUGGAGACAGGCAUCACAUUUGAGGGAGAAAAAGCAGCAGUUGCCAAAGCAAAACACUUCUUGGAGUCCAACUUGUAUUCUGCAGAAGACCCCUACACCACAGCCCUGACUGCAUAUGCCCUGACUCUUCUGCACAGUCCAUCUGCUGCAGUGAUGUUGCGGAAAAUGAACAGCAUGGCCAUUAUGCAAGAUGGCUUUACACACUGGAGCUUAAUGGGGACUCUGGUUACUGAUGAAGAUACAUUCAUGGGAUUUAACGAUGGGCUUUCUCAAUCAGUUGUAUCUGCAGAAGUGGAAAUGACAGCCUAUGCACUGCUGACAUACACGCUCCUGGGAGAUGUGGCCUCUGCACUUCCAGUGGUUAAAUGGCUGUCGCAGCAAAGAAAUGGACUUGGAGGAUUCUCAUCCACUCAGGAUACAUGUGUAGCUCUGCAGGCUCUGGCUGAAUAUGCCAUUCUUUCUUAUGUUGGAGGAGUCAACCUUACCAUUUCCCUGGCUUCCACUAAUUUAGACUAUCAAGAGACUUUUGAGCUUAACAAGAUGAAUAAGAAGGUUCUCCAGAUUGCAGUGAUCCCCAGCAUUCCCACUGGGCUGUUCGUAAGUGCCAAGGGCGAAGGCUGCUGUCUGCUGCAGAUUGAUGUCACUUACAAUGUGCCUGACCCUGUUGCUAAACCAGCUUUCCAGCUUCUGGUUAACCUGAAAGAGCCCAAAUCAGAGUGUCAUCAGCAAACUCAGCACCCCCUACGGCCCCUCUCUCCAGAUGAGAAUCGCUCAGAAGCCUCCCACAGAGAUCGGGCACUGGUGGAUGAUGAUGACCCGGCUUCUGAUCAAGAUCACCAGGAAUACAAAGUGAUCCUGGAGACGUGCACUAGGUGGCUGCAUUCGGGAUCGUCAAACAUGGCUGUCUUGGAGGUGCCCUUGUUCUCAGGUUUCCGAGCAGAUAUUGAGAGCCUGGAGCAGUUAUUAAUGAACAAGCAAACUGGAUUAAAAAGAUACGAAGUUGAUGGAAGAAAAAUCCUUUUUUAUUUUGAUGAGAUUCCUAGCCAGUGCAUGACCUGUGUAAAAUUUCAAGCCUUCAGAGAGUAUAUAGUUGGGAAAACUGCCCCUGUCCCCAUCAAAGUGUAUGAUUACUAUGAGCCAGCUUUUGAAGCGACUCGUUUCUAUAAUGUGAGUGAAAACAGCCCCCUGGCUCGGGAGCUCUGUGAUGGGCCAACAUGCAAUGAGGUGGAAAGCUCAGCCAAUCAUUGGAUUGGUUUUGUUCACUCUGGGCCAUGCAACAAUGUUUUUGGCUGUUUAGAAGAUGAGUAUUUUGAGCAGUGCAUGUGCUCCCGGGACUGUGGCUAUGAUGGGGAGCCAGUGUGUGGAUCAGAUGGGAUAAUUUAUCAGAACCAUUGCCAGAUGGAGGUAGCAUCCUGCAGGAAUAAUACAAGGAUAGAGCAGAUCCCUAUGUCUCAAUGUUCUGCCUCCAAGAAUUUGCCAGAAGAAAGAGAAACACAUUUCCAUGCAGUUGAGCUGCCUAGCAUUCAGCAAACUCCUGCAGAGGAAGGCCCUGCGCUCCAGUCAGACCUGUCCUACUACUCUUAUGAGUACGACCCUUAUGCUUCUGAAGCUGACAUCUUUGAGGUUGCAGCAGAGCUGACAACAGCAAGCAGCACACUGAGAGAAGUGGACAAGAUUCAGGAAGUGGUGACUACAGUAGAAUGAAAUAAAUAAUUUAAAAUAAAAAGAAGAGGCUCAGAAUCCACUCCUGUACGAGUUUGUUCCUACAGAUGACCUGCUGCAGAACAGAAACCAAAUGAUGACUACUUCCUGAUACCCUCAGAAUUGUAGGCUUUGCCUCCUCAUGGGGGGCAGGAGCUCCAACGGGGUGCUCAGCAUUAUUUUUCUAUCAAUUUUCCUGCCUUUUGUGCAUCACCUUAGGAGUUAUUUCAAGGAUGGGAGACCAAUGUGCUGCCCCAGUGUAGGCGAGGAGAACGGGCUGGAAUUCAAACCCUUAGACCACUUCAAAGUACGUUACAAGGAUCCUGCAACACCAUUUCCGAGCUACGCUGAGUCCAGACCUCUGUGCUCAGCUGAGUUGCUGUUUGAGGAGAGAUGGCUGAGGAGUUUUCUUUAAAAAUAAUAAGAGCCGUGUAUUUUAGCUCAGUAUGCCACAGCAAAGGUUUAACUUCCCCAGCCCACCACCCCCCUGCCACCCACUGCACCAGCGGCAUAUUACCCUGCAGAAA